This is a messenger RNA of Dentiscutata heterogama, 972 nucleotides long. The record is from the annotation of a GenBank genome assembly. Lineage: Eukaryota; Fungi; Glomeromycota; Glomeromycetes; Diversisporales; Gigasporaceae.
AUGGCAUCAUUAAUAGUGCAAAUACAUAAGCUGCAAAACCCUAUGCCGCAGUAUGUACUCGGUACACUUCCAAUAUUGGCAAUAGUAGCAGCGACUCCUAAAACAACUUUAAUGAAAAAGUUAUUAUGGUUUGCACGGUCUCUUGGGACUCCUUUCUUCGGAUUAUUUUACUUUUGCAACAUAGAUUGCGAACACAUUGAAAUGUGUUCGUACUGGCUUGAAGCAGAAGAUUUUAUCUGUACCUGGGAUGAUAAUAACAGUAAAGUGGUAGAAGAAGGAGAAACUAAAGGCAUGAUACGUAACUGGCCUUUCGGGCAUCAUGCUAUGUCGAUUAAGCCUACAGACUCGCAGAAAAAUAUUAUGAAAGAUUGGGUCUCAGAAGCAUCAUUAUUAGAUAGAUUGUCAUCGCUAUCUUCUUUAUAUUACAUGUCGGUUGGCAUUUAUGCCGGAAUUUCUAAAGCAUUAAGUCCAUGUAUUGAUUAUGAUUCAGUCGAGGAUUGGCCAUUUAUCCCCUUAUUAUUCAUCUGGACAUUACCGGUAAUUUAUAUCAGAUUAAAACAUGGAAAAGUUGUAAACAUGGUGAAAUCAAAACGUUUAAACGGUAAACUACAAAUAGUUCAUGAUUUAGACAAAAGAAUGACUAGUAGUACUCUCACUGCGAUUAUUGCUCUUAUUUCAGUUUUACUUCCGUGGUUUGCAGUGAUUAUAGCUUACUUUGUCCCCCCAGUAGGAUUUUAUUGUCGUAGUAAAUUUUUGGCUAUAAUUUGUGCUAUUUGGUCUUUAAAUAGCAUCAUUGCAUAUGUAAGUCACGUAAGAGGAGAAAAGAGUGCGUAUGGCCCCGUUUCACUUAAUAUAUUAUAUACUAUUAGUGGUGUAGUGGUAGCAAUAAGUUUAAUUUUUUUAAGUAUAUUAUCCAACAAUAUUUCAUUAUGGAUAUCUUUAUUUGGCCCUUCUUGUGAUGUUUCAUGUUAA